AUGCAACGCAAAGCUUUUUAUAUUGCAGUUUCACCAGUAACGAGCUCUGAAGAGCUAGAAAAUGUUAAAAAUACCAUAGAACAGCAAGGUGGAGUGGUUGUUAACACAUCUAUUAACGAAGAUAUCGGUUUAUUUGAAUUACAGGAACAAUCAAUGCUCAAAACUGCUAAUAUGUUAAACAGAGGUCAGAAUGUUGCAGCACAAAUAGAUUAUGCUAAUUUUUAUCAAUAUAGAGAUACUUAUUUUCAAAAUCUACAAGGAACAUUUGAUUUUUCGAAUGUAGAUCAAAAUAUUAUUAAUGUUGGAUUCAGAUUUUCUACAAUUUUGUUUUGGCUGAAAUACUAUAUCCAAAAAGGUCAAAUUCAAAAUGUAAAUUCAGAUGCACUCAGUUCAAAACCGGUAGCUUAUGAUAAGCUAAGAUUUUAUGAUACCACUCAGCGAUACUCGAAGCCAGAACGUAGAAAUUUAAACGUUGAAAACCAAUUUCAAGGCGGAUUUCCAGACGAAAACAACUUACCAGGCCCUGCUCCAUCAGCACAGCCAUAUAAUGGCAACAUGCCCCCUAACAUGGCGUUCCAAGAUAUUCCUUUCAUGGGCGGAAAUACUAAUUUCGCAAAUGCUGCGCCAAUGCAGCCAACUAACCAGCCAAAUGUUGCUCCACAAGGGAUGCCAAGCAAUGUGCCACCAGUAGAGCCAGCAGAUACUCUUCCUGCUGCACAACCUGUACAACCUCAAUUUGAACAGCCAAACAAACAAGAAAGUUCUGCACCAAGUCGUCAGCAAUCAUCUAACCAGGUCACAGCUCCAAAUACAACCCAAGAACAGGCCGAACAACCAGAAUCUCCUCCAGAACCAGAACCAGUGACUCUUGUCCAAUUAAAGGAAUACCAUUUCCCAGAUGGUGAAUCUAUUACCAAUAAAUGGCUCGAAGAUCUCUGCUACAGAAAGUCAAUUUCCCAAAGUGCCGGAGAUUACACAGAUGAAGCUCAGUUUUCGAUAACCAUUGAUCCAACAAAAGACCCUGAUCUCCUAAGUAUCGCACAAUACACAAGAAAUCUCAUUUACGGAGAUCAAAAUCUUAUUAUUGGUCAAGAAUCCGCUACAGCGCUAAAUGAAGUUGUUAGUUUGAUGUCUCUGUAUCAGGCGCACCAAGUAGAGAUCAUAGAAAAUCUUUUCUACUCUGUAACUUUGUAUGGAGUUGCAACUCUCAAAAAUAACCAAAAAUUGAACUUUGUAAGAUCAUUAUCUAUCGUUCAGGAAGAAGAACCAGGAUUUUUCAGAAUUCUGAGCGACCAAAUUCAUUUUAUGCAACAUUCUGUUGAAAUUGUAUAA
Messenger RNA from Trichomonas vaginalis G3, 1332 nucleotides. RefSeq names its product NTF2-like family. Bases 1 to 1332 code for a protein of 443 amino acids. The transcript has a single exon. Lineage: Eukaryota; Parabasalia; Trichomonadida; Trichomonadidae. The record is from RefSeq and is a predicted model, not a curated record.